AUGCCACGUCCUCCUCGCUCGCCGCCCCCUGCCGGCUUCGACAAAGUAGAGCCGACGCUGGCCGCGUUUGCGGAGCAACUGCGCGACCUACAGGGCGUGUCUGCGCCACGUGGGCCGCGGGCCAGCGCCGCGGCCUGGCCCGUGUUCCGCGUCACCCACGAGCGCUCCCGCUAUGUCUACACCAUGUACCACCGGCGCCGUGCGAUCUCACGUGCUCUGUAUGACUGGCUUCUACGUCACCGCUACGCAGAUCGCUACCUCAUUGCCAAGUGGCGUAAGCAGGGCUACGAGAAGCUGUGCUGCCUGCGAUGCAUCCAACCGGGCGAGUCGCAAUACGGCCACACCUGCAUUUGCCGCGUUCCGCGAGCGGCUCUGGAACUACAAAGCGGUGCUGCCUUCGAGCAGUGUACGCGUUGCGGUUGCCGAGGGUGCGCAAGCACAGAUUAG
Eremothecium gossypii ATCC 10895 is the source of this 447-nucleotide messenger RNA. RefSeq names its product U2 snRNP complex subunit BUD31 (gene BUD31). Bases 1 to 447 code for a protein of 148 amino acids. Lineage: Eukaryota; Fungi; Ascomycota; Saccharomycetes; Saccharomycetales; Saccharomycetaceae. The transcript has a single exon. Gene Ontology annotation, biological process: mRNA splicing, via spliceosome. The record is from RefSeq and is marked provisional. Gene Ontology annotation, cellular component: spliceosomal complex; nucleus.